AUGAUGCCAACGAUCACCACCCCUGUAUUAGCAUUCUCAGUGCAUCACUAUUGCAGGAACAGGUGUAAUUGUAUCAUCGCCCUAUCUUUGCCAGUGAAUGGUACCAUUACCACUGUCCUCUCUGGCUCCCCAGUGGUUUUGGCAGCACGUCUGAUGGCCUGGGUCCAGCUACAGGAGCCUCUCCGAUGGAGAGCCGCGUCCUGGGGAACCAAGUGCAACCCCACAGACGAGCGUCCCGGUGAGUGUGUACAUCAGGGGCACAGCUCGGACGGGAAGGCCCCUGCGAGCAGUCACUGCAGAGGAGAAGCUGUGUCACGUGUGCACCGAGGGGUGACGGGCAGCACCCGGCGGGUCUUCCUGUCCCACCUGCAAGUAAGGGUCCUCCUCAUAGGCCACCCUCAGACCAGAGUAAGUGACACAGAGACACCUCCGGGGCAACAGGAAAGGUGCAGCUCGAGGAGGUACAGGUGGAGAGUGUGUGACUCAGAGGUCACAGUCGUGUUCCUGUUGUUACUGUGUUAG
Rangifer tarandus platyrhynchus (Svalbard reindeer) is the source of this 522-nucleotide messenger RNA. Lineage: Eukaryota; Metazoa; Chordata; Mammalia; Artiodactyla; Cervidae. The record is from the annotation of a GenBank genome assembly.